This is a messenger RNA of Parasteatoda tepidariorum (common house spider), 1264 nucleotides long. Its product is annotated as cilia- and flagella-associated protein 184. The record is from RefSeq and is a predicted model, not a curated record. Gene Ontology annotation, cellular component: axoneme; ciliary basal body. Gene Ontology annotation, biological process: cilium assembly. Lineage: Eukaryota; Metazoa; Arthropoda; Arachnida; Araneae; Theridiidae.
AAUCCAUAGAGAUAAGCCAACUAUUGUAGUUACUAUGACAACUAAGUUCAGUUUUGUGUAUAUUAUAAAUAAAUAUUCAGCAAAGAAUAUAUAUAUAUUAUAGCAUUAUUCUAAAUGGAUUCCGAAAUAAUAUCAAGUGAUGAUGACGACUCAAAAGAAAGCGACAUUCAAAGGAAUUUUGAUGACAUAAAUAAGCACGAAGGCAAUCAUUUUUCCGAAAUAGUUGAAAGAAAGAUAUCAAACAAAGAGGAAUUAAUUAAAAAAAUAAUGGAUAUAAAGAAAGAAGAAAAAACUUUGUUGGCAGAAAAUAUCAUGCUUCAACAGAUACUAUCAGGUUUAUUUAAGGGACCCUUGGGUCACGAUUUUAAACAAGACAGUGAGAUGCCAUCAAGUUCUAACAAACAAACGUUUUUUAACAUGUUAAACAUGAUUGACGAGAAAGAGGAAGAGAUACGCACAUUUGAAUUAAAAUCCUGCCAAGAAAUUGAUGAUUUGAGAAAGCAAAUAUCAGAAACAGAGUUAAAGUACAACGAAUUGAAUGGUGAAUUUAAAUCACUUAAAGAAAAAGCUGCUCUUCAAUCUGUAAAUAGCAAUACAGGGGAAACAUUCUCCAAAGAGGAAGUGAAUAAGCUCUUACAGAAAGAACAUGAAGCAGAAGAAAAUUUACAGUACUAUCAAUUGGAAUACAUGAGAAAGAAUUAUGAUUUACAAGAAGCUAUUCAGAAAAAGAGGAGCUUAAUAGAGGGGCCAGUGAAUUAUGCCGAAUAUGAUGUAAUAUGUACAGAAAUUGAGAAUAAUAUAGAGGUUACUAAGCAAUUGAAAGAAGAAACUGCAGAAUUACAAAAGAAAAUUUUUUCCAUGAUAAACAUCAUCAGCCAUCUAAACCAGAAACUACAAUUUGUUCAACAUCAAAAAGGAAUAACUGCUGCAGAAGAGAAGUCAUUAGAUGAAGAAUUAAAUAAAAUGCGUAGUAACCUAUUUGAAGAAAAAACAAAAUAUAACAAAAUGAAAGAGAAAAAUGAAGACUUACAGCACAGAUUUAUUCUCCUUCAACACCCUAAACUUAUUGAUGAUUACAAACAUAUAAAAGAAGAAAAUGAUCUUGCUCAAAAAGAAUUACAGCAAUUAAAAGAUGCAUAUGCAAGUUCUAUGAAAAUAGUUACUGAAUCGCAAAAAUGAUAUGUUUAUUGCUAAAAGAAAUAACUGUAACCAUAUAAAAAAAUACUUAAAUAAGAAAAAAUAUUAAAUUCAGCUAUUCUAUGUU